AUUUCAUCCUUCGGCCUGGGAAUUCAGUCGCCUUUAAGUAUUCCUUCAGCAACCAUGGCAGACGCCUCCAAGAUUCAGGAUCUGCUCAAUAAACCGCGAAAUGAGUUGACGGAGUACGAAGUUUCCCUUCUCGAGGCUCACGAGCUCUCCACUGGCCCUCUGUCAAUUCUCAUGACCGCUACCCGAACACAUACACAAGUCCUAAUAUCAUGCCGGAACAAUCGAAAACUCCUCGCGCGCGUCAAAGCGUUUGACCGACACUGCAACAUGGUUUUAGAGAACGUCAAGGAAAUGUGGACGGAGAAAGGCAAGGCCGGAUCCAAGGGAGUCAACAAGGACAGGUUCAUCAGUAAAAUGUUCCUUCGGGGUGAUAGUGUCAUCCUGGUUUUGUUGAGUUGAAGUAUUUCAUGACCACCAGAAAAAAUAAAACAUGCAAUUUUUACAAUGGGAUCCAGGCGCAUGCAUGGGUGCGGCGAUUUCAAACUCGGCAGCGGUGAGGGUUUUGGGCUUCCAUACGGGCAUAAGCCGGGACGAGAUGAUUGGGAGCAUUUGCUUGGGGGAAGCGCCGUAGACAAAAACAAGUGGGCAAAAGAAGACAAGGAGUGAUACCCUACAAAAUCUGAUUAAGUGCACAAAAGGCUGACUGUUGCCUAAUCUGAGCUGAUUAUUCAUGAAGCAUCUGCCAAUCCCACCAACAUCUCUGACAAUCCCCAGGCGCCAGGGUCGGGGAUCUUGCCCAUCCACUCGCUUUCUCCGCCAACAUAUACGGCUCGCCCUAAGCUUGCCUUCAUGGUCUUGGUCUUCUCGGCGCCUUCCCUUGCUACCUGGGCUGCCUUCUUGACAUCACCGGUGCUCGCUAACGUAUCCACGAAAGGCACCAGGGCAUCCAUAACAGUCCUAUCCCCAGGCACGGCAGGUGUGUAUUUGCCGAGUGCUGUCAGUGCAGACUUGAGGGCCGCGGCCCAUGUCUUCGCAUCCAUUUGUUUUGUUGAGCCUGAAUCUUGCUCCCGAAGGCCAUGAACCAAGGCAUUCAGGUAAAUCGAAAAUAGCGCUCCACUCGUGCCGUCCAUGUGGUGUUCGACCACGGGCACAAUCUUAUUGACAAACGAGACUGCAUCGCUAGGCAGUUCCCCUGAUGAGAGCGCCGUCAAGACUUCUUCGGCUCCUCGUUUCAGACCAGUGCCGCAGUCUCCAUCACCCACGAUCUGCAAAGCGUCAGAGUCAUUUCACUCAGUUCGACGAAGGAACGAAGUCAGGUUAUCUCAAGGAGGAAGUACUCACAGUAUCGAACCGGGUGACUUCUGGCUCAGCAGCGAUCAUUUUGUCAAGGCCUGCUUUCAGUACGGACAAGGUGCGCUUAGGGUCAAUCGACAAAUUACUGGCUUUGAGAUCUCUGGAGCUGUCCGCUUCGUGUUCCAUCGUGGAAUCGUUCUUCGCAUUCCAUGUCUCGGUGUUGAUGGGUGCGGACCAGCCCAGAGCCUCUGCUGGUGCAUCGAGCAAUUCGAGCAU
Exophiala oligosperma is the source of this 1509-nucleotide messenger RNA. RefSeq names its product small nuclear ribonucleoprotein Sm D2. The record is from RefSeq and is a predicted model, not a curated record. Gene Ontology annotation, cellular component: U4/U6 x U5 tri-snRNP complex; U5 snRNP; U1 snRNP. Gene Ontology annotation, biological process: spliceosomal snRNP assembly; RNA splicing. Gene Ontology annotation, molecular function: RNA binding. The transcript has 3 exons. NCBI's taxonomy places the organism in Eukaryota, Fungi, Ascomycota, Eurotiomycetes, Chaetothyriales, Herpotrichiellaceae. Bases 55 to 399 code for a protein of 114 amino acids.